This is a messenger RNA of Ectocarpus sp. CCAP 1310/34, 1317 nucleotides long. NCBI's taxonomy places the organism in Eukaryota, Phaeophyceae, Ectocarpales, Ectocarpaceae. The record is from the annotation of a GenBank genome assembly.
AUGGCCGCCGCCGGUAUGGAUGCCCUGCUGCCAGCAACGGCGUUGGCCGUGGCGUUGGUUGCCGUACAUGAGCUGUUGUUGGAGGAUAAAGACCUCGAGGACAGCACGAGCAUCACCGCGAAGCAGCUUCGAGUGGACUUCCGCGUACCCUACACCGUCUUCCUUCGGCUUGUUGCCUUGGUCAAGAGCAAGAACUGGUUCUCGACUGCUGUGACGGACGCCGUAGGUUGGGCAAGUCACCCAGUGGAGCACAAGGUGCUGGCCUGGCUGACCAUACUGGGGAGGGGCAACUGCUUUGCAAGCAUAUACCAGAUGUCGUGGAUGAGCGCGAAGACCGUGCAGGGGAUGUUCCACAAAUUCUGCAGGCACUUCGCACGGGAGAUGUACGAUGAACAAAUUCACCUCCCUACGGAAGAGAGCGGCAAGCUGGACCACGUCAUGAAGCAGUACGAUCGGCUUGGGUUUACGGGUGCGGUGGGUUCUAUGGACGUCACACAUAUCGCUUGGAGCAGGUGUCCCUACAAUCAAGCCCGUUCGUACACAGGCAAGGAGGGUUUUCCCACGAUCGCGUACCAGGUCACGGUUGAUCACGCUGGCCGGGCAAUUGCCGUGACUGAGGGUUUCACCGGCUCGACGAACGACAAGACCAUCGUCUGCUGGGACACCGCGGUCGAGAAGAUUUGGACGGACAAGCAUUACACGCNUUUCACCGGCUCGACGAACGACAAGACCAUCGUCUGCUGGGAUGCCGCGGUGGAGAAGAUUCGGACGGACAAGCAGUACACGGAGAAGACGUUCGACGUGUACAAUGAGGACGGCACGACGACGACGCUCAAGGGGUGCUACUUGCUCGUCGACAACGGGUACCACAAGUGGCAAAUCCUGAUCGAGCCCUCCAAGUACCCGCUGAGCGAGAACGACCUGCUCUUUUCGAAGAGGCUGGAGAGCGUACGCAAGGACGUGGAGUGCUUCUUCGGCAUCCUGAAAGGUCGCUUUAGGAUCCUCAAGCUCGCCAUGGAGUACCAGAGCCAGGAGCGCAUCGACAACGUGUUUUUCACGUGCUACAUCUUGCACAACAUGCUGCACACCUUCGACGGCAUGGACCAGCUGGUGGAGAACACGAAUUGGGUUAGCAGUGCUGGGGUGGGGGCCACGUUGACGACGGAGCCGGAGGCGGACUGUGGAUCUGUUGGGACGAAGGACGUGAACGACCAGCCUCAAUUGGAGAUCGAGCACACGGUGCGCAAGCGACAGCUCACCACGAGCUUCGCGUACCGCAAGAAGCACAAGAAGGACAUUGUCUGGCUUUCUAGGUAG